AGCUUCGUGAGGUUCUGUCCGCGGAGGGGGUCAUCGUGACCCGGCCAGUGACGACUGCAGCCAUCCGCAUCAGCGGGCUGGAUGACUCCUUGACGCCGGAGGAAGUAGCCGGAUAUAAGACCUACAACACCUGGACAUAGAUUAAUUAAACCCAUAGACACAGCCCAUUGUGUUUCUCGCCGGAUCUUCUCAGUGGGUCGCGUUUGCGAUCCGUUGGUAGAUUCUGCGAAGCACUGCUCUCGCUGGGGCCAGUGUUAGCAACACUUCCGGUUUGGGCCCCGUGAGCUCACCUACACGUGAGGGUGAAGCUGAAAUAGCCGCUCCAUCAUUAUUAGCAUAGAGCGAUGUACAUUCUUCUGGCCGAGGCGUGCAAGGAUGCCGGGUACAUAAGGAGCCCAGAAAAUUUAAAUCCACUGUCUACAAUAGAACCAUGGCCUAUAUCAUCAGUGGAGAACCUAAUGAAAGGAACAUCUGGAUUACAAACAGAAUUAUCAGAAUCACCGCGUAUAGCUAGAUCGAUACGACCACCUGAACAACUAUAUGGACCACGGCGAAAACCUACCGGAGCCGAGACAGCACCUACUGCACCACAGACAGGACUUUUAGACCACAGCCGGAACCCACUGCAACACAGCCAGAAUCAACUGGAGCACAACCAGGACUUACUAGACCACAGCCAGAAUCUACUGGAGCACAGCCAGGACUUCCUAGACAACAGCCAGAACCCACUGCAACACAGCCAGAAUCAACUGGUGCAAGACCAGGACUUACUAGACCAUAGCCAGAUACCACUGCAACACAGCCAGAAUCAACUGGAGCACAGUCAGGACUUACUAGACAACAGCCAGAACUCACUGCAACACAGCCAGAAUCAACUGGAGCACAGCCAGGACUUACUAGACCACAGCCAGAAUCUACUGGACCACAGCCAGAAUCAACUGGAGCACAGCCAGGACUUACUAGACCAUAGCCAGAUACCACUGCAACACAGCCAGAAUCAACUGGAGCACAGCCAGGACUUUCUAGACAACAACCAGAACCCACUGCAACACAGCCAGAAUCAACUGGAGCACAGCCAGGACUUACUAGACCACAGCCAGAAUCUACUGGACCACAGCCAGAAUCAACUGGAGCACAGCCAGGACUUACUAGACCAUAGCCAGAUACCACUGCAACACAGCCAGAAUCAACUGGAGCACAGCCAGGACUUUCUAGACAACAACCAGAACCCACUGCAACACAGCCAGAAUCAACUGGAGCACAGCCAGGACUUACUAGACCACAGCCAGAAUCUACUGGACCACAGUCAGGAUUUCCUAGACAACAGCCAGAACCCACUGCAACACAGCCAGAAUCAACUGGAGCACAGCCAGGACUUACUAGACCACAACCAGAAUCUACUGGACCACAGCCAGAAUCAACUGGAGCACAGCCAGGACUUACUAGACAACAACCAGAACCCACUGCAACACAGCCAGAAUCAACAGGAGCACAGCCAGGACUUACUAGACCACAGCCAGAAUCAACUGGAGCACAGUCAGGACUUCCUAGACAACAGCCAGAACCCACUGCAACACAGCCAUAAUCAACUGGAGCACAGCCAGGACUUACUAGACCACAACCAGAAUCUACUGGACCACAGCCAGAAUCAACUGGAGCACAGCCAGGACUUUCUAGAAAACAACCAGAACCCACUGCAACACAGCCAGAAUCAACUGGAGCACAGCCAGGACUUUCUAGACAACAACCAGAACCCACUGCAACACAGCCAGAAUCAACUGGAGCACAGCCAGGACUUACUAGACCACAGCCAGAAUCUACUGGACCACAGCCAGAAUCAACUGGAGCACAGCCAGGACUUACUAGACCACAGCCAGAUACCACUGCAACACAGCCAGAAUCAACUGGAGCACAGUCAGGACUUCCUAGACAACAGCCAGAACCCACUGCAACACAGCCAGAAUCAACUGGAGCACAGUCAGGACUUCCUAGACCAUAGCCAGAUACCACUGCAACACAGCCAGAAUCAACUGGAGCACAGCCAGGACUUUCUAGACAACAAUCAGAACCCACUGCAACACAGCCAGAAUCAACUGGAGCACAGCCAGGACUUUCUAGACAACAACCAGAACCCACUGCAACACAGCCAGAAUCAACUGGAGCACAGCCAGGACUUACUAGACCAUAGCCAGAUACCACUGCAACACAGCCAGAAUCAACUGGAGCACAGCCAGGACUUUCUAGACAACAACCAGAACCCACUGCGACACAGCCAGAAUCAACUGGUGCACAGCCAGGACUUACUAGACCACAGCCAGAAUCUACUGGACCACAGCCAGAAUCAACUGGAGCACAGCCAGGACUUACUAGACCAUAGCCAGAUACCACUGCAACACAGCCAGAAUCAACUGGAGCACAGCCAGGACUUUCUAGACAACAAUCAGAACCCACUGCAACACAGCCAGAAUCAACUGGAGCACAGCCAGGACUUUCUAGACAACAACCAGAACCCACUGCAACACAGCCAGAAUCAACUGGAGCACAGCCAGGACUUACUAGACCACAGCCAGAAUCUACUGGACCACAGCCAGAAUCAACUGGAGCACAGCCAGGACUUACUAGACCACAGCCAGACCCCACUGCAACACAGCCAGAAUCAACUGGAGCACAGCCAGGACUUACUAGACCAUAGCCAGAUACCACUGCAACACAGCCAGAAUCAACUGGAGCACAGCCAGGACUUUCUAGACAACAACCAGAACCCACUGCAACACAGCCAGAAUCAACUGGUGCACAACCAGGACUUACUAGACCAUAGCCAGAUACCACUGCAACACAGCCAGAAUCAACUGGAGCACAGUCAGGACUUCCUAGACAACAAUCAGAACCCACUGCAACACAGCCAGAAUCAACUGGAGCACAGCCAGGACUUUCUAGACAACAACCAGAACCCACUGCAACACAGCCAGAAUCAACUGGAGCACAGCCAGGACUUACUAGACCACAGCCAGACCCCACUGCAACACAGCCAGAAUCAACUGGAGCACAGCCAGGACUUACUAGACCAUAGCCAGAUACCACUGCAACACAGCCAGAAUCAACUGGAGCACAGCCAGGACUUUCUAGACAACAACCAGAACCCACUGCAACACAGCCAGAAUCAACUGGUGCACAACCAGGACUUACUAGACCAUAGCCAGAUACCAAUGCAACACAGCCAGAAUCAACUGGAGCACAGUCAGGACUUCCUAGACAACAGCCAGAACCCACUGCAACACAGCCAGAAUCAACUGGAGCACAGUCAGGACUUCCUAGACCAUAGCCAGAUACCACUGCAACACAGCCAGAAUCAACUGGAGCACAGCCAGGACUUACUAGACCAUAGCCAGAUACCACUGCAACACAGCCAGAAUCAACUGGAGCACAGCCAGGACUUACUAGACCACAGCCAGACCCCACUGCAACACAGCCAGAAUCAACUGGAGCACAGCCAGGACUUACUAGACCAUAGCCAGAUACCACUGCAACACAGCCAGAAUCAACUGGAGCACAGCCAGGAAUUUCUAGACAACAACCAGAACCCACUGCAACACAGCCAGAAUCAACUGGUGCACAACCAGGACUUACUAGACCAUAGCCAGAUACCACUGCAACACAGCCAUAAUCAACUGGAGCACAGCCAGGACUUACUAGACCACAACCAGAAUCUACUGGACCACAGCCAGAAUCAACUGGAGCACAGCCAGGGCUUACUAGACAACAAUCAGAACCCACUGCAACACAGCCAAAAUCAACUGGAGCACAGCCAGGACUUACUAGACAACAAUCAGAACCCACUGCAACACAGCCAAAAUCAACUGGAGCACAGCCAGGACUUACUAGACCACAGCCAGAAUCUACUGGACCACAGCCAGAAUCUACUGGACCACAACCAGAAUCAACUGGAGCACAGCCAGGACUUACUAGACCAUAGCCAGAUACCACUGCAACACAGCCAGAAUCAACUGGAGCACAGCCAGGACUUUCUAGACAACAACCAGAACCCACUGCAACAUAGCCAGAAUCAACUGGAGCACAGCCAGGACUUUCUAGAAAACAACCAGAACCCACUGCAACACAGCCAGAAUCAACUAGAGCACAGCCAGGACUUUCUAGAUCACAGCCAGAAUCAACUAGGGCACAGCCAGGACUUACUGGAGCACAGCCUGAACCCACUGCAACACAGCCAAAAUCAACUGGAGCACACUCAGGACUUCCUAGACAACAGCCAGAACCCACUGCAACACAGCCAGAAUCAACUGGAGCACAGCCAAGACUUACUAGACCACAGCCAGAAUCAACUGGGGCACAGCCAGGACUUACUGGAGCACAGCCAGAACCCACUGCAACACAGCCAGAAUCAACUAGAGCACAGUCAGGACUUCCUAGACAACAGCCAGAACCCACUGCAACACAGCCAGAAUCAACUGGAGCACAGUCAGGACUUCCUAGACCAUAGCCAGAUACCACUGCAACACAGCCAGAAUCAACUGGAGCACAGCCAGGACUUUCUAGAUAACAACCAGAACCCACUGCAACACAGCCAGAAUCAACUGGAGCACAGCCAGGACUUACUAGACAACAGCCAAAACCCACUGCAACACAGCCAGAAUCAACUUACUAGACCACAGCCAGAACCCACUGCAGCACAGCCAGAACCCUCUACAGCACAAUCAGAAUCAACUGGAGCACAACCAGGACUUACUAGACCACAGCCAGAAUCUACUGGACCUAAGCCAGAAUCAAUUGGAGCACAACCAGGACUUACUAGACCACAGCCAGAAUCUACCGGACCACAGCCAGAAUCAACUGGAGCACACCCAGGACUUACUAGACCACAGCCAGAAUCAACUGGAGCACAGCCAGAACUUAAUAGACAACAGCCAGAACCCACUGCAACACAGCCAGAAUCAACUGGAGCACAGCCAGGACUUACUAGACCACAACCAGAAUUAACUGGAGCACAGCCAGGACUUACUAGACCACAGCCAGAAUCAACUGGAGCACAGCCAGGACUUAAUAGACAACAGCCAGAACCCACUGCAACACAGCCAGAAUCAACUGGAGCACAGCCAGGACUUACUAGACAACAGCCAGAACCUACUGCAACACAGCCAGAAUCAACUGGAGCACAGCCAGGACUUACUAGACAACAGCCAGAACUCACUGCAACACAGCCAGAAUCAACUGGAGCACAGACAAGACUUACUGGAGCACAGCCAGAACUUACUAGACCACAGCCAGACCCCACUGCAACACAGCCAGAAUCAACUGGAGCACAGCCAGGAUUUACUAGACAACAGCCAGAACCCACUGCAACACACCCAGAAUCAACUGGAGCACAGCCAGAACCUACUAGACCACAGACAGGACCUACAGGCAGGACAGGAGCAGCGGGAUCAAAGACCAGAAAUCUAAAAACAAGCCCAGGUAGUUUUGUAGAAACAGACAGUGAAUCAGAGAAAAUCCAUUCAACAGAAGCACUAGUGGCCGCUAUCCUCGGAGCACUGGUAGUCGGCUUGAUUAUCGGAUGUCUGUUUCAUAUCCUAUACAUCAAUAAAAGAAGAUGCAAGUCAUAUGGUACGUCAACUGCACAAUAGCACGAUAAUUAUGGAUACUUCAUAACCUGUAUUUAAUCUAAAUCUUUUGAAAUUAGCUUUCUUUGAAUCAAAAUGUUUGUGGGCUUUUUUUUUAUGGAUAAUUACUUUAACACCGAUUCAACAGUGAAUAUAAUCAUUUGCUCUUCCAAAUACAAGUAAAAUAUAUUUAGCAGCAAUGAGACUAAAGGUCCGUUCAGAUACUGUUACAGUGUGAAGUACAAUUUUAAACCUCUUCACACUCUUCCAUCAGUUACAUUCAGACACUCUUUCAUUAUAAAUACCAGUCAUCAACAAAAGCUUAACCCACAGACAGACACAGCCCACUGAGUUUCUCGCCGGAUCUUCUCAGUGGGUCGCGUUUUCGUUCCGGUGGUAGAUUCGGCGAAGCACUGCUCUUGCUAGGGCCAGUGUUAGCAGCACUCCGGUUUGAGCCCCGAGAGCUCACCUGCUAGUUAAGGUUAUGAAAUAGCCUCUCAAGGCUAUCUAUCAGCUUAGGUAGGAAAAAAAAAAAAAAGUCCAAUUUAUAUGGAGAUGUGAGGGAAAAAACAGUAGUAAACGAUAAUGCAGUGUUUGGGCCAGACCGUAUAAUAGGUUGGGGAAAAAGUCUUUUCACAUUAUAGUGUGUACGGACUUGUAAUAAAAUCUCUUAGGCUGGUUUUGGUAUCAUUAAAAGUUUAUAAGUUAUUUAUAAGUUAGUUUAUAAGUUAAGUUAUUUAUAUUAAGUUUAAUUUUCAUAAAAAUUUGAAAAGAACAUCAUAUAAAUAAAUCUAGUAAUAUAUGUCGGACAUCGUGGAAUAUUAUAAAGCAAAAUGACAACAAAAUUAAUUCAAAUAACAAAUGCAAUAUUAAACAAAUUUUACAUAAUGGCAGAGUAAUCACUGACGUUUACAUUGAAAUAACAAAUGAUGAAAACAAGAACUAUAAUAAUAUACAAGCAAUAAAUACACAAAACACAAAUACAUCUAGUUCAAGUAUAUUUUUAAUGCCAGCUACAUGUGAGGAAAUUUAUAAAACAAUUCACUCUCUCAAUAAUACUAAAUCAACAGGUUAUGAUGAACUGCCCACCUUUAUACUAAAACAAUGUGCAAUAGUCAUUACACCUAUACUCUGUCAUAUUAUCAAUCUUUCAUUAACUGAAGGUACAUUUCCUGAUAAAUUGAAAAUCUCAAUAGUGAAACCUAUAUACAAAAAAGGGCAUAAGGAAUGUAUCAAUAACUACCGACCGAUUACUUUAAUACCUAUACUUGCAAAAAUAUUUGAAAAAAUCAUGCAUUCUAGACUCACAACUUCUAUACUAAUAUUAUAAAGAGGAAAGAUUUGUUUGUUUGUUUGUUUCGAAUAGGCUCCGAAACUACUGGACUGAUUUGAAAAAUUCUUUUUCCAUUAGAAGCCGACAUUGUCCCUGAUGAACAUAGGCUACUUUUUUUAUUAUUUUUUUUAUAUUAGUUUUUUGGUUUCAUGUGUGUUUUAAUGUUUCCGAAGCGAAGCGAGGGCGGGUCGCUAGUUUCUUAAUAAAUCUGAAGUUAUAAAAUUUGAGCAACACGGUUUUCAAAAAGGCAAAUCUACUACACUAGCAGCUUUUAUACUCAUUAGUAAAAUUACUGAAAAUGUAGACAGAAAAAUACCCACGGUUGGUGUAAUAAUUAUGGCAUAGUAGUUAUCUAAGCGACAGACAACAAUAUGUUGAAAUUAGGGAUAUUGAUAAUAACAAUGAAGAAGUGGCUUUUAAAUCUUCAUUAGCGUAUAAUAAAGUAGGUGUCCCACAAGGGAGCAUUUUAGGACCGCUACUCUUUAUCAUUUAUAUAAAUGAUCUCCCAGAACACAUACAUUAUCCAUGCAGCAUAUUUGCUGAUGAUAUAGCCGUUGUAAUCACCAAAGAUGCCACACUAGAUUUAAAUGAUGAAAUAAAUGCUACUGUUAGUAAAGUCAUAGAUUGGAUGAAUAAGAAUAACUUAAAAGCUAAUUUAGACAAAACAAGAUAUAUGCAACUCUAUAAUAGACACAUGUUUAUUAAUAACUUAAAUAUAACUUAUAAUAAUAACACACUAAAUGAAUGUAAUAGCAUAAGAUUUUUAGGAUUAAAUGUGGAUAAUCAAUGUAGUUGGAAUCUUCACAUAGAUCUUAUUUGUAGUAAACUUAAUCGAUUCUCAUAUGCACUUUGGCGACUUACAAAAAUAUGUAAUCUAAAAACUGCAUUACAGGCCUAUCAUGGAUAUGUCGCCUCAAAUAUCAGAUACUGUAUACCCCUCUGGGGAAAUUCUAGUCACAUAAAUAGAGUGUUCAUUGCACAAAAGCAAUGUGUUCGUGCUAUGUGCAAUAUUCAUCCUCUGACUUCUUGUAAACCAUUCUUCCAAAAACAUAAUAUUUUGACUGCACCAUCCAUAUAUAUACAAGAAUGUUGUUUGUUUGUUAAAAAGCACCCACAAUUAUAUGAAUCGUAUGGUGAGUACUGUCAAUUUAAUACAAGAUACCCUACUAAACUCAUGUUACCAAAUAUAAAUACUCGCUACUACCAUACAAACUGUUAUCAUAUGACUAUAAGCUUCGAUCAAUAAUAGUACUAGAUUAAGGAUCAGGAACAAAAAUAAGACGCUCCAGUGGCCACGUUUGCAGACACGAAAACAUCUUCAUUUCUUAGAAAAAAGUUUAAUAAUGUUAACGACUUCAGUUUAUUAUAAACCUUAAUACUUAAACAUAAAGUUUAAUUACCAUUGCAAAAUAUAUGUAUUUAGGUCCUUUCGUCAGAAAAAGAAUAUUAUGGAAUAAAUUUAAAAUGUCACUUGAACAUAAAAAGUCAUCAGUACAAAAAUAUUUAUUCUAAAAUGAUACAUAAAGCCUAAUUUAUAAGGUUAAAAAUAUUUGUUUAAAAUUUCGUGCUUAUUGUAUUGUGGAACUAGAUGUAGUUCUCGGUAUUACAUUUCAA
Molecule: messenger RNA, 8562 nt
Organism: Bombyx mori (domestic silkworm)
Lineage: Eukaryota; Metazoa; Arthropoda; Insecta; Lepidoptera; Bombycidae
Product: putative mediator of RNA polymerase II transcription subunit 26
Exons: 5
Coding region: 345-5639 (1764 amino acids)
Source: RefSeq, a predicted model, not a curated record